AUGGUCAGAAGUCAGCGUAGGACUCAAAAGAAAAUUCCUUCUAAAGAUCCAUGCCUCGAUGCUACAGGUGAUGUGAUUUCUGCAGAGGUGCCUGGUAGUCAAAAGCAUCAGCUUGAGCUGGGUAAAAUAUUUGUGCAGAUCUCCUCAGGACUAUCAUCGAGCGUAAUAAGGACCCCCUCCUUGAACCUCUCCUACAUUGCUCUGUCGGAUGAAAUCCCGAGGGAAUUCUCGGAGUCGAUCAUUAGCGAAAAAAGGCUAGGAGCAUUGUUGUCUAUGGUCUUGAGGAGGCAGGUGCUGAGCUCCGCCCGUCCGAUCGUCGAAAAGACCUGGAGGAGAAGGUCUCUAAGGUUCUCGAUGCGUGUCGAAUGCCGCCCAUGCGAGAUAUAUCGCAUAGGUAAACCUGAUCUAAAACGUUCCCGUCUUGUUAAGGUUGCCCUCCCAGCUUCUUCCCACUGGUAAACCGCCCUUGCCAAUGCUCGUCUGCUCCGUAAUGCUGGAUUUCCUUCCGUGUUUAUACGUAAAAGUAUGACACUGGAGGAAAGGCAGAGGGAUUUUAUGCUGAGGCAACUUGCUCGGGAUCGUAACAAAGGCUUGUCCAGCAAGGUGUGGCUGGUAUACAAGGAUCAGCUCGUGCAUAUAAAACGCCUUCCGAGAAACAGCUCGGGAAACCUUGCAGCUGGCACGGUUCUUUCAAUUAAAAUGCUGCUUAAUUAA
This is a messenger RNA of Haemonchus placei, 714 nucleotides long. The record is from the annotation of a GenBank genome assembly. Lineage: Eukaryota; Metazoa; Nematoda; Chromadorea; Rhabditida; Trichostrongylidae.